Molecule: messenger RNA, 1743 nt
Organism: Gymnogyps californianus (California condor)
Lineage: Eukaryota; Metazoa; Chordata; Aves; Accipitriformes; Cathartidae
Gene: GDPD4
Product: glycerophosphodiester phosphodiesterase domain containing 4
Exons: 15
Coding region: 1-1743 (580 amino acids)
Biological process (GO): lipid metabolic process
Cellular component (GO): membrane
Molecular function (GO): glycerophosphodiester phosphodiesterase activity
Source: RefSeq, a predicted model, not a curated record
AUGGAGGCCAGUUCCACCAGCCUCAAGAGGCUCAAGUUUGGAAAGCUGAAGGUGGUACGUCGGCGCUUGCUACAGAGGUAUGAGCAUCAGCCCUUCAUCUCCUGCCUGGCUGGUUUCUACAGCUGCCGGUGGAAGCGGUACCAGCGCAGAAGGACCGAGCCUGGGAAAUGCUGCUGCAAGAUGCGGGAAUGCGUCUUUUUCCCAUUGCUUGUUGGAGCCUUCUGCUUUUCUCUGGUCUUUCUGUACAUGUGGGGUGAAGCGAAAAAUGACUACAAUAACUUUGACUGGUAUAACUAUGGGAAUCUGGGCUUCUGGUUUCUCUGGUCUCUUGUUCUCCUGAUUGUGGCUGCAAUCUUGUUCAUGUACAUCACCCUAUUAUUGGUCCUAGCGAUGUGUUUGCUUGCAGAAGGUCAGCAGCUGUACCUGCACUGGAGUCACAAGAUUGGGACUUUUCUUGUCCUGGGCUUCUCUGUCACAGCCCUCUUCAUAUUAUCAGUACUCUGGGGAGAUCAAUGGAAAACUGUCCGCCUGUCGUUCCAGAUCACAGCGCCCUAUCUCCACAUAGGGGCAAUAACCAUCAUGGUCCUCCUGUCCUGGCCUGUGGCUCUUCAUGCCAUCAGAGCAGAUAAGAAAGUUGUUCAGGUGAUAAUUGUUGGUCCAUACCUGGCUAUCCUUCUCUUUCUUUUCUUGAUACCUCUGGGGAUGUACUCUCCUUGCAUCAGAGAGAUGGGGACACUUGGACCAAAGCCAGCCCUCAUUGGACACCGUGGAGCACCAAUGCUGGCGCCAGAAAACACUGAGAUGUCAUUUCAGAAGACAAUUGAACAUGGUGGGGAUGGUCUUGAAACAGAUGUCACCAUUAGCUAUGAUGGGGUUCCUUUCCUCAUGCAUGACAGCACCUUGAGGAGGACAACUAACAUCAAGGAGGUCUACCCCAAUGACACUGCUCAAAAUGCUGCGUUAUUCUCCUGGGAUACCCUGCAGGAGUUGAAUGCUGGAAUGUGGUUCCUUAAGGACAAACCAUUUUCAUGCAUGGGCUCACUGUCAAGGGCAGAUCAAAACCAGGCAAUGAAUCAGUCAAUUUACAAGCUAAGUAAUUUCUUGCGCCUCGCAGACAGUCAGAAUAAACUUGUGAUAUUUGAUCUCUACCGCCCUCCAGAGAAACAUCCUUACAGGAACUCAUGGAUCAACAGAACCCUGGAAGUCAUCCUCAAUGAGUCGGGGAUUAGACCCCAUCUGGUCCUAUGGCUGGAGAACGACAUGAGGUCCUUUGUUCAAUCUGUUGCUCCUGGGUUUCAGCAGACAAUGGGCAGUAAGGCCUCAGUUGAAGACCUAAUGAUGGACAAUAUUGUCAAACUCAAUCUGGCCUACACUGAAAUGUCCAGUGAGGAUAUCCGGAAAUAUGCUGAGGCAAACAUCACCACCAACCUCUACGUGGUCAAUGAGCCCUGGCUUUUCUCCCUGGCGUGGUGCUCUGGGGCACACUCUGUGACCACCAAUGCCGUCCACACGCUGAAGAAUCUCAGCCAGCCACUCUUCCUCAUGACUCCGCAGCAGUACAACAUCAUGUGGAUCCUGACAGAUCUGACCUCUGUGCUCCUCAUCUCACUCAUCUUUGCUCUGCACUGGUGGCGAGAGCAGAGUUUCUCCUGCUGUGCCCAUGACGGUGGCCCGAUGCUGGAGAGCGGCACCUACAACAAGUUCAGGACAGAGCUCAGCGACAUGCCUGCCAUCACGGCCUGA